Molecule: messenger RNA, 1292 nt
Organism: Teleopsis dalmanni
Lineage: Eukaryota; Metazoa; Arthropoda; Insecta; Diptera; Diopsidae
Product: SPARC-like
Exons: 6
Coding region: 151-1065 (304 amino acids)
Biological process (GO): anatomical structure development
Molecular function (GO): calcium ion binding; collagen binding; protein binding
Source: RefSeq, a predicted model, not a curated record
GUUUUUCAGUUGUUUGAAGAUAUUCGGUGCGGUUAAAACGAUUGAAAUCGGAUCGUGCUGAAGGCGAAUAUUAAGAGUUUGUUUAUGUUUGGCUUUCCAGACAUCAAAAAGGAAAUUUAUUUUUAGCAGAUUAAUUCAUUAAGCAACGUUAUGAAGUGGACCUUGCUUCUUUUUUUUGGCCUUCUGGCUUUAACAACAAAAACUCUUGCAGAGGAAGAUAUUGAUUUAGCCGAUUUUGAUCUGUCUGAAAUAAAUGACAGUGAUGAGGAGCUUUUACGGGAAAUUGAAGAGAAAAGUUUAAAUAAUGACAUAAACCGUGAAAAUGAAAUUGCAAAUAAAAUAGCUGCCGACGCACUUGAUGCCCAAAAUAAUGUAUUAAAUCCAGUUGUAGAAAUUGAUCCAUGCGAAAAGAUGCAUUGUGGUGCUGGACGUGUAUGUCAAUUAAACGGUAUUGUAGCUAAAUGUGUCUGCAUACCGGAAUGUCCAGAAGAAACAGAUGUACGUCGUCAUGUGUGCACCGGUAAAAACGAAACUUGGCCAUCUGAUUGUGCUGUAUACCAACAACGUUGUCUAUGUGAUACACAUGAACCAGGUUGCAAAAAUCCCGAUAAUGUCCAUUUACACAUUGAUUACUAUGGUGUAUGUCAUGAACAACAGGAAUGCACAGAAGAAGAUAAGAAAGAUUUUCCACGUCGCAUGCGUGAUUGGCUCUUUAACGUUAUGAGAGACUUAGCUGAACGUGAUGAACUUACCGAACAUUAUAUGCAAAUGGAAUUGGAAGCAGAAACGAAUAUGACACGCCGUUGGGCUAAUGCUGCUGUUUGGAAAUGGUGUGAUUUAGACAGUAAUACCGAUCGUUCAAUUUCACGUCACGAACUUUUCCCAAUUCGUGCACCUCUAGUUAGCUUGGAACAGUGUAUAGCACCAUUCCUUGAUUCUUGCGAUUCAAACAAUGAUCAUCGCAUUACCUUAGUAGAAUGGGGUGCCUGCUUGGAAUUAGAUGAAGCUGAUCUACACGCACGUUGUGAUGAUAUACACAAAACUGUGCCACAUUUGCUUGGUUAAGUCUCACUACUUAGAGGUGUAAACGGGAUGUUAUAUAUAAAUCAUAUAUUUGUCGUUAAAAAUAUAUUUCAAUAAUGUGCCGCAAAAAAUGUCAAUGUAAUUUAAUAAAUCUUAAUGUAAUUUUUUUUUUUACAAAUAUUUGCUUUAAACAUAUUGUACUAACUGUAAUAAAUCAAAUAAUGUACAUAUACAUAUAUGUAGAAAUAUUAUUCAAAUAAAGUUGGAAA